Messenger RNA from Amphibalanus amphitrite, 2552 nucleotides. Its product is annotated as probable glutamine--tRNA ligase. Gene Ontology annotation, molecular function: ATP binding; glutamine-tRNA ligase activity. The record is from RefSeq and is a predicted model, not a curated record. The transcript has a single exon. Gene Ontology annotation, biological process: translation; glutaminyl-tRNA aminoacylation. The coding region runs from base 114 to 2435 and encodes 773 amino acids. Gene Ontology annotation, cellular component: aminoacyl-tRNA synthetase multienzyme complex; cytoplasm; cytosol. NCBI's taxonomy places the organism in Eukaryota, Metazoa, Arthropoda, Thecostraca, Balanomorpha, Balanidae.
CAUAAAAUCUGUUUUCGGCUUGCUCAAAGCGUGAGAGAGUUACGUCAGGUUGAGUGCUGUUUUUUUAGAGUAGGUUGAGGUGGGGAGGCUGCAGUCGCUGCAGUCGUGUCAAAAUGAGUGAAAGUAAGCUAGUAAAAAAGUUUCAGCUUGCAGGUCUGAGUGAGAAAAAAGCAAAAGAAACAUUGAAGAAUGAAGCCGUAUCAAGUAAUCUAUCAGUGGUUCUUGAUGAGGCUCUGAAGCAUGCACCAUCUGGUUUGUCGAAAGGGGCUGGAAAUUUGCUUUAUGGUGUCGCCACAAAAGUGAAGAAGCAAACCUUAGACCAUUUACCACUGCUGGCAGAAUAUGUAGCAACAGAAAAGAUAGAUUCAGAUGCACGGUUAACUGCCGCCUUGGAGUACCUGCUUCAUGCUCCUGGUAAGCCAGUAGAUCGUAAAAAAUUUGAAGCAGCAUGUGGUGUUGGAGUAGUUGUUACACCACAACAGAUAGCAGCUGCUGUGCAGAAACUGCUGUCAGAAAAUAAGGCAGAAAUGUUGGAAAAGCGAUACCAGUUCAAUGUUGGAAUGCUGCUUGCAGCUAUGAGGAAAGAGCUGCCAUGGGCAGAUGGCAAGCUUGUGAAAGCUGAGAUGGAUGCUCAGGUGUUUUCACUCUUGGGACCAAAGACAGAUGCUGACAAUGCUCCUGUCCAAAAGAAGAAGCCAAAGAAGGAGAAGACUGAAAUAUCAACCAAAGCAGCUGACGCUAGUGGUGACACUGAGCCUUCAGAUGGUGCUGCGACAAUCACUGACUUGAUGAAGAAGGUCAGUUUUCACAAACCAGGUGAAAACUACAAGACAGAUGGAUAUGUUAUCACAGAUAACACAAUGAAGCACAUGGAGAAUCACCUGAAACAAACAAAGGGUCAGGUGAGGACCCGAUUCCCACCAGAACCCAAUGGCAUCCUGCAUAUUGGGCAUGCAAAGGCCAUCAACAUCAACUUUGGCUAUGCAGCUGCUCAUAAUGGAAUCUGCUUCCUGCGCUAUGACGAUACCAAUCCAGAAAAGGAAGAGGAGAAGUUCUUUGUGGGGAUUUUGGACAUGGUGAAGUGGCUCGGAUACACCCCCUAUGACAUCACCCACUCCUCCGACUACUUUGACCAGCUCUAUGAGUGGGCCUGUGAGCUGAUCAACAAAGGCCUCGCCUAUGUCUGCCAUCAGAAAGCCGAGGAGGUGAAAGGGAUCAACGCACCACCAUCUCCUUGGCGCGACCGUCCUGCUGCUGAGAGCCUUCAGCUGUUUCAUGACAUGAAGAAUGGCAAGAUCGACGAAGGUGCUGCCACACUGCGCCUGAAAGUCACCCUGGAGGAGGGCAAACAGGACCCUGUGGCAUACCGGAUCAAAUUCGUGCCGCACCACCGCACAGGGGACCGGUGGUGCGUAUACCCGACCUACGACUACACGCACUGUCUGUGCGACUCGCUGGAGAACAUCACCCACUCGCUGUGCACCAAGGAGUUCCAGGCGCGCCGCUCCUCCUACUACUGGCUGUGCAACGCCGUGGACAUAUACUGCCCCGUCCAGUGGGAGUACGGCCGGCUCAACAUGAGCUACGCCGUCGUCUCCAAGCGCAAGAUCGCCAAGCUGAUCACGGAGGGCCUGGUGGCCGACUGGGACGACCCGCGGCUCUUCACGCUGACGGCGCUGCGCCGGCGCGGUUUCCCGCCGCAGGCCAUCAACAACUUCUGCGCCAAGCUCGGCCUCACCGGCGCCCAGAUCGUCAUCGACCCCGAGAUGCUAGAGUCGGAGGUGCGUGAUGUGCUGAACGUGUCGGCGCCGCGCGUGAUGGCCGUCCUGGAGCCGCUCAAGGUGACCAUCACCAACCUCCCUUCCGACGCGCCGGCCCAGCUGGAGGUGCCCGACUUCCCCAGCGAGCCGCAGCGCGGGGCGCACCGGGUUGCGUUCGGCUCGGAGAUCUACAUCGAGGCGUCCGACUACCGCGCCGUCGAGGAAAAGGGCUACCGCCGGCUGACGCCGGGCCAGUCGGUGGGACUGAGACACGCCGGCUUCGUCAUCCAGCUGGAGCGCGAGGUGCGCGACGCGUCGGGCGCGCUGACCGAGCUGCGCGUCACCUGCCAGCCGGUGGCCGCCGCCGCCAAGCCCAAGGCGUUCAUCCACUGGGUGGCGAGCCCACGGCCGUGCGAGGUGCGACUCUACGACCGGCUGUUCCGACACAAAAACCCGGAGGACGCCGCCGAGGUGCCCGGCGGUUUUCUGUCCGACGUGAACCCCGACUCGCGCACUGUGGUGACGGCACUCAUCGACGGCGGCCUGCGCGCCAAGGUGUACGACAAGUUCCAGUUCGAGCGCGUCGGCUUCUUCUCCGUGGACCCGGACGCCACGGAACAGAAGUUGGUCUUCAACAGGACUGUGACGCUGAAAGAGGACACAGGCAAAAACUAGUGAUGCUCAUCGGGAGAACAUGGAUGGGGUGCCGAGAUCCGCUUUGUUGAACUUGGCUGUUUUUGGUGAUUUACUGCUGUUCUGGUCUAAAAUAAAGCUAGAGUAUUUAAAUAAGUA